UGGCCUUUUAUCAAUUACCAUUUGUUAAAUUUUUGCGGCUUAAUUCUAUUGGAGCGAUUAUCAUUUUGAUUAUUUAUCUGAUAUUCAAUGAUUUAAAUGUCAUUAACAUGCAAAUUAGUAAAGUGAAUGUACCUCCAUUUCCUAAUAAUCCUGGAAUCAAAAAAAUUGAUGUUGGACAAGGAGAAGACUUUUGGAUUUUAACUUAUGAUGAUAAACUUUAUCAUUGGAUUAGUGUUAGAAGCGAGUUGCUUUACGUUAGAAGCGAUGUUUUAGAUUUUACUAUUGGAUCAGAUGGAAUAGUUUUUUGUAUUCAAAAAGAUAAUAAAAUAUAUAUUAGAAAUUAUUAUCUUAAUGCAUGGAAUCAAAUCGAUGAUGGAAGUUAUUAUUUUAGCAAUAAGAUUUCUGCUUGUAGUUAUAAAACAAUUUAUACAAUAAAUGAUAAUAAUCGUCUUAUUAAAGGUGUCUAUGAUAUUAAUUCCAAUACAUAUAAUUGGGAAUACGUUGAUAAUUCAAGAUAUUAUUAUGUUUCUUGUGCUCCUGAUAAUUCAUUAUGGAUCAUAGGACCCGAUAGUUAUGUUUAUUUAUAUGUUAAUUAUUUUAUACGGUAAACCUUUAUUUAUUUUAUUAUAAUUAAAAUAAAAAUUUAUAGCUUACAUCAUGAAAUCAUAUUUUAUUUUUAGUGUUCCCGUAGCAGAAAUUGUA
Messenger RNA from Rhizophagus irregularis DAOM 181602=DAOM 197198, 702 nucleotides. The record is from RefSeq and is a predicted model, not a curated record. Lineage: Eukaryota; Fungi; Glomeromycota; Glomeromycetes; Glomerales; Glomeraceae.